Metopolophium dirhodum (rose-grain aphid) is the source of this 570-nucleotide messenger RNA. RefSeq lists its product as uncharacterized. The transcript is spliced from 2 exons. Bases 1 to 570 code for a protein of 189 amino acids. The record is from RefSeq and is a predicted model, not a curated record. NCBI's taxonomy places the organism in Eukaryota, Metazoa, Arthropoda, Insecta, Hemiptera, Aphididae.
AUGUGUAUGGAAGUCAUGGACGAAUUUGAGGAUACAGAUUCUUACACCGUUGCCGUUAACGGGAAACGUGUUUCGACUGCCAAUACCACCUCGGCUGCUAAUGCUAAAAGGGUUAGGUUGAAUCUAGUAAAAUCACCAGGGUUCAUAGAAAUAUCAUCGUCUGCAAACCGAAAAAUUGUUUGGUACUAUGCUAGAAAUAUAGGGGGGAUAGUGAACUAUAUAGACUUUAUUCACUCACUCGAGUCUGAACUAAUUCAAUUAUUAAAAACACGUGUUCAACUAGGAGCAAUUAAGUUUAAUCUUAAACUCGAGGCUACCUAUAAUCGCCCCAACGUAGUAAACUCGUCAGAGAACCGGGCGUUUAAAACAUCAGCGGUCGAAAUGUUUGCAGAGAGUAACAUUAGUGAGAUUAUAAAGAGAGCGUUUGUUAAUUUAUUGAACGAGAAAAAUGAGUACACCGGGAGAGGUAGCGGUUUUACCAUGGAGUCAAUAGAUGGACUUUUACUAAGUGUAUAUAAAUAUACGCCAAUGGGCGGUUCGUCGUAUAUACAAUUACCUAAGUUACCUUAA